Molecule: messenger RNA, 1272 nt
Organism: Nematocida homosporus
Lineage: Eukaryota; Fungi; Microsporidia
Product: phosphatidylinositol N-acetylglucosaminyltransferase subunit A
Exons: 1
Coding region: 1-1272 (423 amino acids)
Biological process (GO): GPI anchor biosynthetic process
Cellular component (GO): glycosylphosphatidylinositol-N-acetylglucosaminyltransferase (GPI-GnT) complex
Molecular function (GO): phosphatidylinositol N-acetylglucosaminyltransferase activity
Source: RefSeq, a predicted model, not a curated record
AUGCGAUAUCGAAUUGCGAUGAUCAGCGAUUUCUUCUAUCCACGGGUUGGCGGAGUAGAGAAUCAUAUCUUAAACAUUAGCAAAGAACUACGCCAACUUGGUCACACCAUUAUUAUUAUUACCCACUCUAACACUGGGCUAGUUGGUGUACAGGAAGUGCUAGGGUUCAAAACCUACUAUUUAGACCUUCUUUCUAUCUUUGGUGGGGCUGUGUUUCCUACCUUCUUCUGUACUGCCGCUCCUAUUGCCCGGAUUCUUCUUAAUGAGCAAAUAGAUAUAGUCCAUGGCCAUCAGUGUACAACCUUAGCCCUAGAAGGUGUCUUUCAUGCCCGUAUGCUCGGUUUAGCCGUCUGUUUCACCAACCACUCUUUAGUCCAGGUCAAUACACUGGGCGGGGCACUAACUGCUACGGCUUUCCAGCUAAGUAUGCUUGAUGCCCACCAAAUCAUCUGUGUCUCCCAAGCCAGCCGAAUUAACACGGCCGCUCGUUUGAACAUUGAUCCAGAAAAGAUAGCUGUAAUUCCUAAUGCCGUCACAGAUGACUUUAUUCCUAGUCCUACUGCACUUAAACCCACUCCGGCCAUUAUUAUUACUAUUGCCGUUGUUUCCCGUCUUACUUUCCGUAAAGGCGCCGUACUUCUAGCCGAGACUUUACCUACUAUUUGCCAACUAGAUGAACGUAUUCGCUUUAUUAUUGCUGGGGAUGGAGAUAAGAGAGAUUUACUAGAACAUACGGUUGAUGCUCACCAAUUACACACCCGAGUUUCUUUCCUGGGUAAUAUUAACUCUAACCAGGUCCAACAAGUCCUUACUAAAGCCGAUCUUUUUCUGAACACUUCACUCACCGAUGCCUUCUGUAUCUCAAUUGUCGAAGCAGCCGCCUGUGGACUUUAUGUAGUCAGUACUAAUGUGGAUGGAAUUAGUGAAGUUUUACCCACCCAUAUGAUCACUCUUACUCCAGCCACACCCGCCGGAAUUAUCACCGGUAUUAAAACAGCUCUACCUAAGAUUGCCAAGUACAACAAACUCAUUUCCCAUCAAACAGUCCGUGCUCUUUAUCGCUGGCCCGAUAUUGCCCAAAAAACUAACAAUAUCUAUCACCAAAUCUACAAACAAGACAGAUCUUCUCCUCGCCAAAAACUAACUAAAUCAGCACAGGAAAUGUACCGUCUAAGAAAGCAUCUUUUCUCGCCUAGUUUCCUACUUGUUUUUUUAUUGAACUAUCUCUCUCUCUUCCUACUAACUCUUGUCUAUGAAACUCCAUUUAGAUAA